Coffea eugenioides is the source of this 3096-nucleotide messenger RNA. RefSeq names its product peptidyl-prolyl cis-trans isomerase CYP95-like. Gene Ontology annotation, molecular function: peptidyl-prolyl cis-trans isomerase activity. Bases 196 to 2550 code for a protein of 784 amino acids. Gene Ontology annotation, biological process: protein peptidyl-prolyl isomerization. The transcript is spliced from 14 exons. NCBI's taxonomy places the organism in Eukaryota, Viridiplantae, Streptophyta, Magnoliopsida, Gentianales, Rubiaceae. The record is from RefSeq and is a predicted model, not a curated record.
GUCACACACCUCACCCGCACGCACUCCAUCACUCUCUUCCUCUAAUCUUCACAAAUUUUUUCUCAAUUAUCUUUCCUCUUUUUUGUGUCUUCGGGUGGAGGAGCAACUUCAUCAGCUGCGCCAUCUCUUUAAGGGACCUGUCCAGCCUUUCUUGUGAUGCUAACUUGAGCUUGUGACAUCAGAAAUUCUGCUAAGAUGAGUAAACACAAGCCUUUGGUGUUUUUGGACGUGUCUAUUGAUGGUGACCCUUUUGAGAGAAUGAUAUUCGAGCUUUUCACCGAUGUUGCUCCAAAGACUGCUGAAAAUUUUCGUGCACUUUGUACAGGGGAGGAAGGCGAAAGUUCAAGAGCUAAGAGACCCCUCCAUUACAAAGGAACUUUCUUCCAUAGGAUUAUUAAAGGAUCCUGGGCUAAGGCUGGUGAUUUGCUUAGACGAGAUGGUAAUUAUGGAGAAAGUAUAUAUGGUGACAAAUUUCCAGAUGAGCCUCCUAAGCUAAAACAUGACGGGCCUGGUCUUCUAUCAAUGGCGAUUGCUGAUCGUGAUGAACGCGGCUCACAGUUCAUUCUAACAUUUAAAGCUGAUCAUCAUCUCGACAGGAAAUGCGUUGUGUUCGGGAAACUUGUGCAUGGGAAUGAAGUUCUGAAGAAGAUUGAAAAUACUGGAGAUGAAGAUGGCAGACCUUCUGUAACUGUGAAGAUAGUCAAUUGUGGUGAACUACACUGGGACAAGAGGAAGCUGCAUAAACUGAAACAGGGAAAGGAUGUUUCUCCUGAGGCCAACAGUCAUGAACUUCGGCGCAAGGCGAAGCACAAAAAAUCAUCCAAGGAGAGAAGAAAAAGGAGGAGGAAACAUUAUAGUUCGGAAUCAGAUACUAGCUCAGAUGAUGACACUGAAUCUAGUGAAUCCGAUAGUGAUUCAGAUUCUGAUAGAACAUCAUCCACAUAUGAUAGCUCCUCAAGUGAUGACAGGCGGCGCAAGAGGAAGAGAUCCAAGAGAGACAAACAUAGGCGUGGAAAGAAGGAUAGGCGGAGGGAAAAAAGGCGCAAGAGACGUGAUAAGAAAUCAAAGCGCAAAUCAAGAAGGGCAUCAGAUAGUCUUUCGGGGAGUGAGACCGGAAGCGAAAGUGGUUCUAAAGAUAAUGAUGGUGAGGCUCAAGUGUUGGCCAGGAAGCCUAAAAACUUCGAAAGAAAUCAAUCUCCUCCAGUUGAGGAGGGUGAAGCUGCUUUAGUUCGUGAAAAUAGAGGGGGGUCAACUGACAUGUUUGAAGGGGAAGAGGGUGAAUUUCCUAAAGAGAAUGGAGAGCCUCAAAGCAAUGGGAUUGGAGUUGAAACUAGAUCUCAGAAAAAUGCAGAUAAACAACCUGAUUUAGUGGACGACCACCCUGACAAAUCUAGGAGCCGAAGCAUGAGUUCUAAAAGAACAAUGAGCAAGAGCAUGAGCAUUAGUCCUAAGAGGAGUUCAAGUGGAGGUCGGAGUGUUAGCCGCAAACGCAGUAUGAGCAGGAGUCGAAGUGCUAGCAUCAGCGAUCAGCGGCAAUUACGAAGGAGCAGGAGUAUUACCCCUGUUAGAAGUGCUAGCAGCAGGAGCCCUGCUAGAAGUGUGAGUAGAAGUCCAGUGAGGAGCAAAAGAGGAGUAAGUCGCAGUGUGAGUCCUCCAGUGAGAGCCCAGACACGGAGAAGCAGCAGUCCCUCAGCAUCUCCACCUAGGAGGCCUACUCGGAGUCCACCUAGAACAUCAUCUAGGAGGUCUUCAUACAAAUCAGCAAGUAGAAGUCCAGUCAGAUCUUCUCGGAGGAGUUUAAGUAGAAGCCCUUCUCAGCGUCGAAAGAGUGUGAGCAGAAGUCCUGUCCGUUUAACUCGCAGGAGUGUCAGCAGAAGCUCUGGGAAGGCCCCUUCUAAGCGAAGUCCAAGCCGGAGUUCAGGUAGGGCACCCAGCAGAAACAAUCGCCGCAGCUAUUCAAGAAGUCCUAGAAGUGGAAUCCGUAGGGUAAGGUCACCUGUUUCUGAUCGUCGCCGAAGCUCAUCAAGUCCCUCUGGAGGGGAAUCCCCCAAGCGUGUUAGGAGGGGGAGGGGCUUCAGUGAGCGAUACUCUUAUGUACGCAGAUACAGGAGCCGUUCUCCAGAUAGGUCACCUGUACGGUCCUACAGAUAUGGUGGGCGAAGUGACCGUGACAGAUAUCCGAGCUAUAGAAGAUCCCCUAGGCGCUACAGGAGUCCGCCAAGAGGAAGAACUCCUCCAAGAUACAGAGGAAGGAGAAGUAGGAGCCGCAGUCGCAGUGUAUCUCAUAGUCCAAUUCGUUAUCGCCGUCGCUACAGCCGUAGCCCUGUUCGCAGCCGAUCACCUGUGGAUAGAUACCGUGGAUCACCACGUGUGGAGAGGCGGCGUUCACCUUCUAGGAGUAGGAGCGUAUCAGAAUCGGAAUCAUCUCUGGCCUCACAAUCUCCAAAGCGGGUUAGCAAAGAGAAGUCAAGGUCCUCCUCUGGGAGUCCCCCAGGGAGGCCAGGCCUGGUUUCAUAUGGUGAUGGCUCUCCCGACUCAGGUCGGGAUUAACAUCAUAUCUUGGCUCUUAAGACUGCUUGGUGGAGUUCUCUCUUACAGUGGAGUUUUAUGAGAUCCACAUCACUACAGUUGAGUUGGUGUUUGGGAAUCAGAGAGAACUGCUAGGUGGUGUGCUUUUUUAGGUAUAUGCCUGAAUAAUAAUGCGUUUUUUUCUGUGUUAUAUUGUAGUCAUUUGGGUUACAGACGUUCUUUAUUUGGUAAUCCCUAGGAUACUUGUUCCUAUUCCAGGAUCACAAAUUUCUGGUGGAUUGGCGAUGCUUACGAUCUUUUUGCCAUCCUGGUAGAGGCAGAGAAUUAGACUGCAAUAUAAUUUACUACCUAAGUCGUAACGCUUAUAUUGUCCUUAGAUGAGUUGAAUCUGUCGUUUUAUUUUGGCUUGUUUUUGGAGGUUAAGACAUUUUACUUUAUUGUUGAAUUAUCUUAAAAUACUAAUGUGUACCAGCCUCGAGUUUCUUUGGACUGACAUGUAUCUAUCAGCCAAGUUUGUCUAGUUAUCUACAUGGCAGAUAUAGACUCGGAAUAUAAUCAUUUUGGUAU